Molecule: messenger RNA, 1880 nt
Organism: Tilletiopsis washingtonensis
Lineage: Eukaryota; Fungi; Basidiomycota; Exobasidiomycetes; Entylomatales
Product: PLP-dependent transferase
Exons: 4
Coding region: 209-1744 (511 amino acids)
Biological process (GO): biosynthetic process
Molecular function (GO): transaminase activity; pyridoxal phosphate binding
Source: RefSeq, a predicted model, not a curated record
UGUCGCCCCCGGAAGAAGCGGAGCGAGGCCGCGGGACCGACGCCGGCUUGGCCGCGGCGGACGCGCCGGCGAUUUCUUGACUCGGCGCCGCGCAACUUAUCAGCCUCGCGGUGGCCUCGGCCUGACUCGACGCGCGCCUCGAAUCACCAGAAGAAGCGCCAACGCACCUGCUUCCUCUUCCCCAUCAACCCCCGCCACAUACAACACCAUGGCCCCCUCUGCUGCUCCCGCUGCGGCCCAGUCCGCCGCCGCGUCUGCCAACGGCACGGCCAACGCCGCCGGCUUCGCUGGCUUCGCCAAGGCGCAGCCCGGCUCGUCGGCGCGCGCGGCCGGUGCGAACCUCGACGUGGCGGCGAUGCUCUCCGAGGCCGCUCGCACGCGCCCGCCGUCGGCGAUCCGCUCCCUCUUCCCCGCAGAGCUGCUGCCCGGCAUGCUCUCGUUCCUUGCCGGCAAGCCGAACCCGCAGACGUUCCCGCUCAGCGCCAUCACCCUCACCGUCGCGCCCGCGCCCGGCGCCAGCGCGCCCGUCGACGUGCCCAUCAGCGGCGCCGCACUGGCCGCCGGCAUGCAGUACGGCCCCACCAACGGCAUCCGCGAGCUCAACGAGUGGCUCGUCAAGUGGCAGGAGCGCAUCCAUCGCCGCGCCUGCCCGGCUGUCGGCACCACAGCGCGCCCCGGCGCCGGCAAUUGGCGCGUGACCAUCGGACAGGGCAGCCAGGACCUGCUCACCAAGACCUUCACCGCCCUGCUGAAUCCCGGUGACAGUGCUCUGAUUGAGAGUCCCGCAUACACCGGAAUUCUGCCACAGCUGAGCACGCUUAAGGCGAACCUGGCGCCUGUCGCCUCUGAUGCAGAGGGCAUGUGCCCCAAGUCGCUGCGCUCCAUCCUCGCGAGCUGGCACACGUCGCCGGCAACGCGCUCGCAUCCGUUCCCCAAGUUCGUCUACACGACGCCCACCGGCGCGAAUCCGGCGGGCACCACGGCCAGCGAGCAGCGGAAGCGCGAGGUGCUGGCGGUGGUCCGCGAGUACGGCGUACUGCUGCUCGAGGACGACCCAUACAUCUUCCUUGGCUUCGAGGGCCUGGGCGAAGACCCGGUGACGAGAGACCGUGGGCGCAGCUACUUCAGCCUCGAGACGGACGGGCGUGAGCAGGCCGGCGAUGGCUUUGUGGCACGUUUCGACAGCUUCUCCAAGAUCAUCGGCGGCGGCCUGCGCAUCGGCGUGCUCACCGGGCCGACGGCCCUCGUUGAUGCUGUGGACCUCGACACGUCCUCGGCCAACCUGCAGCCGAGCGGUGUUGCGCAGGCUAUCCUCCUCGCCCUGCUCCAGCACUGGGGCCAGGACGGUCUGCUGCAGCACGUCGAUCGCGUCGCGUCCUUCUACCGCGACCGGCGCGACGCAUUCGAGCAGCACGCGCACGCGAUCCUUGGCAGUCAGGGCGGCCAGAAGGCGGUGGCCGAGUGGGUCAAGCCCGUUGCAGGCAUGUUCCUGUGGCUGCGGCUCAAGCUGCCGCCGGCAGAGGGCGCGCCGGACGGCGACUCAUUCGCGCUCAUCUCGGAGAAGGCCAAGGCAGCCGGCGUGCUCGCCGUGCCCGGCGUGGCAUUCAUGCCCGACGGCUCAAAGACGCCGUACGUGCGGACAAGCUUCAGCAUCAUCGACGAGAAGGAUGUCGCGGAGGCCAUGCGGCGGCUGCGCUCCGUCGUCGAGAACGCGUGGGCCGAGCAGGGCCUCGAGCUUCCAUAGACAGCGCGCGCGGCGGACUGCAAUAGACGUGCAUGUGACAUUACCAGCGCUGUGCCGAAGCGUGAUGCAGAGCGGUGCUACGCCUGCUGCAGCAAGAGCCACCACAGGAGCACCGGCCAGAGUACAGAGAGAGCAU